Messenger RNA from Sorex araneus (European shrew), 7986 nucleotides. It is a transcript of the gene FAM186A, whose product is annotated as family with sequence similarity 186 member A. The record is from RefSeq and is a predicted model, not a curated record. Lineage: Eukaryota; Metazoa; Chordata; Mammalia; Eulipotyphla; Soricidae. The transcript has 19 exons. The coding region runs from base 1 to 7986 and encodes 2661 amino acids.
AUGGACUGUAAUACAGAAGCCAACUUAGCUGAUUAUCAAAAACGUCAACACAGAAAGCUCUUAGAAGUUAUGAUGCAAUUAAAUUGCAUAACUGAAAAUGUGCAACGGAUAAUAAAUCGCUAUAAUUAUGAGGAUCCUACGUACUCUGGAAAGAAAAUCUCUAUUACAGAACAUAAGAAACGAAGAAAUCUUUUCCUGGAGAAAAUAAACAGUCAUGCUAAGAGUGUUGAAAAUUCAGAAAAGACUCUUGCUUACAUCCUGGCCUGGUUGGAAGAAUGGAGUGGUUUUUUGCCUGAUAUGACUGAAGCUGAUAUUAAUGAGUACUACCACUGCAUAGCAAAACUUCAGAUUUUACCCACCACACUUAAGUCUAUUGAGAAUAAUGUUGAUACACUGUCUAGAAUUUGUACAUACUUGAUUGAUGAGAGAAGAAAACAAAAGAGAAAAACAGUAUUUAGAGGUACCCUAUGGAAAUCUUGGAAAGAAAGAGCUACAAAGCGACCUGCAACAGCCCAUGCUUUAAAACCAGAGCAGAUACUUAGUGACGACUUUGCAACAAAAACAAAGAUUUCAGAAAUCCAAGAUAUGUUACAGGAACUUGCAGGUACUUCAAUGUUCACUAAAUUGGAAAGCAAUGCUAUUAAGUAUAUAUCAGCAACAAUAUCAAGUCUUUCUAAAGCUUUGACUACACUAAAUGAUGAAGUAAAAGUAUUAACAGUCCAAAGUGACACUGGGCAAACAGAUGAGGAAGAUGAAAAUAAAAAAAAUCUAGUAAAUAAGCAAAUAAUAAGUUAUAUUUGUGAAAAAAAUGAAAUGCUUCAGCAGAGUCUUCAAAUUGCAGAAGAAAAAUACGAAAGACUUUGUCAGCAAGUAAUGUCCGCAACAUUCAUUAAACCACCACCUGAGCUUCCUCCCCAGUCAUCCUUGGCUAGUACCACAGGAAGCACUGCAGAUAAAGAAACUGAAAGUAUUGUAGAUGCGGGCCUUCAAAAAGAGGCCGGAACUUUGGGGAUGAAGUGGGACUCAACUGUUCCACAUAUAUAUGAAGAUGAACAGAUAUCCCCUGAUAAAGAAAUCUCCCAAGGCCAGUUAUCACAGAAGAGAAGUAGUUAUGGGAUUGAUCAGCCACAGAAAAAAAGGCAUGUUAGAAGCCUGAGUGCACCUAAGAUUUCUGGAUCAAAACACAGAAUUGAUAAAGACGAAGAGGAAAUUGAAGUCACCAAAACUGAUAUCCAAGUUGAGUUACCACCGCUGGAAGAGAUGAAAGAAGAAACAGGAUCAGACUCCACUCUUGUAUCCAAAAGUCCAGAUGUCUCUUAUGAUGCCUCUUCUAUUGGUCACAAGAGGAGUACAACUGAUCGAUUCAGGAAGAUCAAAUCUGCAUUUUUAUUUGAUAAAAAAGAUACAAAAGAUACUCGUUCAGACUAUUUAUUUGAUAAAAAAGAUACAAAAGAUACUCGUUCAGACUAUUUAUUUGAUAAAAAAGAUACAAAAGAUACUCGUUCAGACUAUUUAUUUGAUAAAAAAGAUACAAAAGAUACUCGUUCAGAGAGUACAGAGGAAGAGACCCCUGAGCCAAAAUACAAAGAUACUAGGCAAAUUGGUGAAGGACAGUCAAAAACAGGCCAAAUAAAGAUUCCCACUGAGAAAGUGAAACGAAAAAAGGGUACUCAUUCAGAGGCUACCAAAGAAGAGACCCCAGAGUCCAUACACAAAGAUUCUAGGCAGAUUGGUGAAGUACAGUCAAAGACAAGCCGUUUAAAGGUUCCUAUUGAGAAAGUAAAACCAAAACGCCAGAAACGGAUUUUAAAACUAGCUGCAAGUGAAGAAGGAGAAAUUGAUAAGAAUGUCCCAGCCUCCACCAAAUCCUAUAAACUUGAAAGUGCAUCUAAAAUAACCAGAGAGACUUCAGAAUUUACUAGAGAUCUAGAAAGUCAACAAGAUGAACAUGAACAGAGAAAUAUAGAGGACUUUCAGAAAUCUGUAGUAGAUUACCUAAAAGACAGAAUUAAGGAGGCAGAAAAGCUUUGGGAUAAAAAAACUUGGCACAAAGAGUUAGUAGACAAAAAAGAAGAUGAAGAUUUAGGAGUUAUAAAGGAACAAAUAGAGGAAUACUUUGAAAAAGUGGCUGACACCGUGACAGCUGUUGUGAAAAAAUACAAAGAUAUAAAAAAGAAGAAAAAAAGAGUAGACAAACAAAAAGAGGAAGACUCAAUUAUACCAGAAUUGAAUGUUCAGAUGCCAAGUACAGCAACAUCUGCAAUUAGCACCUCAGUCUCAUAUAGGAGCACGGACCCCAAAACUGACCAUUUAAUGCAAAGGAUGGUGACUGAAAUAGUAAGUGAAGGAGAUAUUUCAGGAGUCUCUGUAGAAGACAAAGACCAGGAGGAGCAAAAUAAGAAUCAAGAGGAUUAUUUACAAAAAAGUAAAGAAAAAGAUAUUGAUAUGAGUCUUAAGUCCCAGUCGCAAAAAGAAAGAGAUGAGAUGACAGAUCAGAAUUUAGAGAAGGGAGAAGCAGACUUCCACAUGGAAGAGGAAGAGCAAACAGAGGGGCAGGAAAAAGAGGUGAGGGAGAAGCAGCCAAAACAGAGGAUGCAAGUGCAGAUUGAACAAGGUAAAGGACAUGAAGAGAGGGAAGCGCAGCUUGGGAGGUCAAAGCAACAGCAACUGGAAGAAGAAAAGUAUAAAAUGACAUUGAAAGAAUUUCAGAUGACAAAAAGUGAGGAAGAGCAAGGGGAAAUGGAAUUUUCAAAGACAGAUAUUAGUAGGGAAAAAGAAGUGUUAAUGAAGACAGGAAAGAAAAAGACAGAAGACUAUGAAAGGAUCAUUCCUGUUUCCGAGGAAGAGGAUCCACAGAAGCAUAUCAUUGCCACAACUAAGCAAGAGCAGGAACUGGGGACAACUCUUCUUCCUGCGCAGGCUGAGCCAUCAGAAGAAUCUCUUACAUUAGAAUAUACCAAGAUGCAAGUACUGGGGGUCACCCAGAGACCAGAGCAGGCCAUAGUACCAGGGAUCACUGUUGCCCCUGAGCAGGCCAAGGUACCUGGGGUCACUCUCACCCCUGAGCAGGCCCAGGCUCUUGGGGUCACCCUCACCCCUGAGCAGGUCCAGGCAGGAGGGGUCACUCUCACUCUUCAACAGGCAAAGGCACUGGGGUUGCCUUUAACCCCUGAUCAGAUGCAAGUACCUGGGGUCACCCUAACCCCUGAGCAGGCCCAGGCACUUGGGGUCACCCUCACCCCUGAGCAGUCUCCGGUACCAGGGAUCACUCUUGCCCCUGAGCAGGCCCAGGUACCUGGGGUCACUCUCACCCCUGAGCAGGCCCAGGCUCUUGGGAUCACCCUCACCCCUGAGCAGGCCCAGGUACCUGGGGUCACCCUCACCCCUGAGCAGGCCCAGGCUCUUGGGAUCACCCUCACCCCUGAGCAGGCCCAGGUACCUGGGGUCACCCUCACCCCUGAGCAGGCCCAGGCACUUGGGGUCACCCUCACCCCUGAGCAGGUCCAGGCAGGAGGGGUCACUCUCACUCUGCAACAGGCAAAGGCACUGGGGUUGCCUUUAACCCCUGAUCAGAUGCAAGCUCUUGGGAUCACCCUCACCCCUGAGCAGGCCCAGGUACCUGGGGUCACCCUCACCCCUGAGCAGGCCCAGGCACUUGGGGUCACCCUCACCCCUGAGCAGGUCCAGGCAGGAGGGGUCACUCUCACUCUGCAACAGGCAAAGGCACUGGGGUUGCCUCUAACCCCUGAUCAGAUGCAAGUACUGGGGGUACCUGGGGUCACUCUGACCCCUGAGCAGGCCCAGGCUCUUGGGAUCACCCUCACCCCUGAGCAGGUCCAGGCAGGAGGGGUCACUCUCACUCUGCAACAGGCAAAGGCACUGGGGUUGCCUCUAACCCCUGAUCAGAUGCAAGAACUGGGGUUGACCCUCACCCCUCAACAGGAACAGAUGUUGGGGAUCACCCCCACCCCUCAGAGGGCACAGGAAUUAGGGGUCACCCUAACCCCUCAACAGGAACAGAUACUGGGGAUCACCCCUACACCUCAGAUGGCACAGGAACUGGGGAUCACCCCCACCCCUCAGAGGGCACAGGAACUGGAGAUCACCCCCACCCCUCAGAGGGCACAGCAACUGGGGGUCACACUCACCCCUCAACAGGAACAGAUACUAGGGAUCACUUCCACCCCUCAGAGGGAAAAAGAACUGGGGGUCACUCCCAUCCCUCAGAGGGCACAGGAACUGGGGGUCACCCUCACCCCUCAGAGGGCACAGGAACUGGGGGUCACCCUCACCCCUCAGAGGGCACAGGAACAGGGGAUUACCCUCACCCCUCAACAGGAGCAGAUACUGGGGAUCGCCCCUACUCCUCAGAGGGCACAGGAACUGGGGAUCAUGCUCACCCCUCAACAGGAACAGAUGCUGGGGAUCACCCCCACCCCUCAGAGGGCACAGGAACUGGGGAUCAUGCUCACCCCUCAACAGGAACAGAUGCUGGGGAUCACCCCUACCCCUCAGAGGGCACAGGAACUGGGGGUCACCCCCACUCCACAGAUAGCACAGGAACUGGGGAUCACCCCCACCCCUCAGAGGGCACAGGAACUGGGGAUCACCCUCACCCCUCAACAGGAACAGAUGCUGGGGAUCACCCCCACCCCUCAGAGGGCACAGGAACUGGGGAUCACCCCCACCCCUCAGAGGGCACAGGAACUGGGGAUCACCCUCACCCCACAAAUAGCACGAGAACUGGGAAUCACCCCCACCCCUCAGAGGGCACAGGAACUGGGGGUCACGCUCACUCCUCAACAGGAACAGAUGCUGGGGAUCACUCCCGCCCCUCAGAGGGCACAGGAACUGGGGGUCACCCUCACCCCUCAACAGGAACAGAUGUUGGGGAUAACUCCUGCCCCUCAGAGGGCACAGGAACUGGGGAUCACCCCUACCCCUCAGAGGGCACAGGAAAUGGAAGUCACCCUCACCCCUCAACAGGAACAGAUGUUGGGGAUCACCCCCAGCUCUCAGAGGACACAGCAACUGGGGGUCACCCUCACCCCUCAACAGGAACAGAUGUUGGGAAUCCCCCCCACCCCUCAGAGGGCACAGGAAUUAGGGGUCACCCUCACCCCUCAACAGGAACAGAUACUGGGGAUCACCCCUACCCCUCAGAUGGCACAGGAACUGGAGAUCACCCCCACCUCUCAGAGGGCACAGGAACUGGGGGUCACCCUCACCCCUCAACAGGAACACAUACUGGGGAUCACCCCCAGCCCUCAGAGGGCACAGGAAUUGGGAGUUACCCUCACCCCUUCACAGGCAAUGGGGAUCACUCCCAUCCCACAUCAGGUAAAAGAAGCAGGGGUCACCCCUACCCUUGAACAGGCACAGGGCAUCACUCUCACCCCUCAGCAGAGCCUGAGAGUCAUCCCCACCCCUCAACAGGCACUGUCACUAGCGAUUACCCACCCGACUCAGCAGGCAGAAACACUGGGCAUCACCUCCAUGUCUCAGGCAAUGGGGGUUACUCUCACUCAGCAGCAGAAACAGGCUCUGGGUCUUCCUUUGGCUUCUGAACAGGCCGAACAAGGCCAGGCCAUGGGAAUCUCCCUCCCUCCUGAGCAGGCGCAAGUAUUGGGGGUCCAUCCUACCCUUGACCACUCUCCAGCACUAAAGGCUCCUCUCACCAUGGAUCAGGCACGGAAACUGGCAGUUCCUCUUCCGCCAGGAAUGGUUCAGGAAGUAUCGAAAACAGUUACUCUUCAGCAGACCCAAGCUUUGGGGGACACUCCCUCCCAAGAGCAGAAGCAGACGGUAGGCACUCCUGCCCUGGAUCAGGCCCAGGUAUCGGGGCUUCCUAUCAUUCUAGAAAGUGCUGAUGAAUUGAUUAUCCCUCCCAGUUCUGAACAGACGCAGGCUCUGGGGCUGCCUCUCACCUCGGAUAAAGCCCAAGACUUAGAAUCUUCCCUCAUAUCUAAGCCAAUCCCAUCUGUGAAAGUCCCUUUCACUUCAGAUAAGGCCUCACCCCGAGGUCGAGGUCGUACUGUCAUGUUUGAACAGGACCUAAACUUAAAAGCCUCCCUCCUUAGAGAGCAGUCCUCCCCUGUUCAGGCUCCCUCCACUCUUAAACCUUUCCCCAAAUCAAAGAUAACUCAUCCCUUUGGGAAAUCCAUGACACCAAGCCAGGCCCAAGAAUCCUCUGCUCCUAUAGCUGAGAAGUCCUCCAAGACUGAGAGUUCUAUUGCUCCCAAGCCCAGCUUUGGUGCUCUGAAAUUCCCCCAAGGAACUAGGAUCCCCCCAAGCCUAAUUUCUAAAGGCUCCUCUUUACAAGUUCCUGCUACUAGAAAACAAGGGGUAUCAGUGGUCCCUCACCCUCCAGACCAGCCCCUUGCCCCAGGGAGGGAGAGCCAUAGCUUCAGGCAAUUUCUCACUCCUAAAGAUGUUCCGACAACCCGGCCACCCCUGAAAGCAAAGCGUUCUCCAGACUUCAGCCAGCCUCUGAUACCUGAAGUCCCACUCACCUCGAGACAGAUUCCUACUCCCUCUUCCUUUCCUGGGAAGCGUCUAGAAUUUGGACCCUUAACUUCCUUCAAGGAGGAGAAGCCGCAGUCAUUCUCUGCAGUCCCUAAGCAAUCUCCCCAGUAUCAAGCCCCUUCUCCCCUGGGGCAGUAUUGGGCACCAAGGCCUCUUUCAGGGAAAACUUUCCCACAAUGGAUUCCUCCCAUUCCUGGACAUCCUCCAACACCCCAAUCUCCCUCACCUUCUCAAGAGUUCCAAAGAGACUUUCCCUCUUCUGUCUCUAUGAAAAGAAAAGGAUUGCCUACUAUUUCUUCUCCGAAAGCUAAAUCAACACUGGCCUAUCCUGGUGCCCCACAAUUCAAAGCACCUCGAACCACAAUUGAGAGGUUCCCAGUGUCAAAGUCCUCUGACACUGCUGAAGAAAUCCAGAGACUCCGUGAUCCUCUUGCCAUGGAACCACUUAGAAUACUUCAAUCCUAUGAAACUGAUGUUAGCAGAGCAGUAUCACACAAGCCUUUCACUGAUGGGGCAGCCCUUCCCACUCUUGUGAAGUCUGUAACACCUCACAAACACCUCAAAACACCUCACAUCUCACCUUCUGAAUUGGACAAAAAAUCUCAACUCUCCCUUUUAAACAAACCCCUGUCAGUGAUGUCUGUUUCAAGCAUCAAGAAACCGAAGAUGACAGUGCCCUCUCCCCAAGAGCUUGAAGGACAGAAAUUCUUCAUUGAUGUGGAGGCUCAAAAGAAGAAUCUUAUACUCUUAAAUCAGGCCUCAAAAGCUGCCGGACUCCCUUCACAGCUACACACAACAGCUCGGAAUCUCAUAGUUGAGACACUUCACACAGACAGUGCUCAGAUGGGAUACCUGUUCCGCAAGUACAUCGCCUACAGACUCAUUCAGCAGGCAAGAAACAAUAUAAUCAAACGAAUGAAAGCCAUCCAAAACACUGGGAAAGGCUAUGAGUUUCAGAACCUCAGUAUCAUGCUAAGCAGACUUGAUGACUACCAAAAAAAGGUGAUGCAGAUCUGGAUGAAGAAGCAAAAGUCUAUAGAGGAAAAAAGGGAUCUGUGCCUAAGGGAAAUGAUAACCACAUUUAGCCAGCUCCAAGAGAUGUAUGGCUUGAAUCUUAGUCUACCCAUUCCCAUAAUCAAAGAGCAGACACCUGUAACCAAAGCACCUAGCAAACCUGUCCAACAACCAUUCCCAGAAGAACUAAUGGAAGAGGACAGAAAAUACCAUACUUUCAAGGAAUUUAGGCAACAAGGAGAUCAGAUGGAAGCCAUUUGGAACACUGAUCUGUCCACAUCAAGUUAUCCAAUAACAGAGAAGAAAUCAUUAAAUUUACUCUGGGAUGAACUGGGAGGGUACCCAGAUAUUCCUCUGCUACUCCAGUUAGAUAUUCAAUCUAUUCUCAGAAAAUCUCUUUCAUCUAUUCAGUCACGCAUCAGGAAAUUGCCAAAAGUCAAUGCUUGA